Molecule: messenger RNA, 1105 nt
Organism: Rhincodon typus (whale shark)
Lineage: Eukaryota; Metazoa; Chordata; Chondrichthyes; Orectolobiformes; Rhincodontidae
Product: proline-rich protein 15-like
Exons: 2
Coding region: 295-627 (110 amino acids)
Source: RefSeq, a predicted model, not a curated record
CUGCGGCAGGUAGUGCAGCCUGAGCCAGGAGACGGAAGGGUCACUUAGCGAUAGGCGUAUUCAAGAAGAGACACUGCGUAGGGUAAAACAACUUUUACCUUAUCUUCAACCGCCACUUGGAUCAUAAACCACUGGAGCAAAGUGCGCGGACUUGCAGCAGGCAUGGACUGACGAUCGUGCGGAAAGAAAAGGCGAUUUGAUCAGCUGAAUUGCUAAAAUCAAUUCUACUGUAGAUCGUGUCAACACGUAAGAGAGGCAAACAGCUGAUCGAGGGUGUGAAGAGGUGGCCGGGAAAUGGCUGACGGUGGGAAGGCCAGUUGGUGGAAAUCGAUGACCCUGAAGAAGAAGCCGAAGGAACUGACGGACAAGGGGGCAGGGCAGGAGAAUGUGCAGUCGUCCGCAGACAAAACAACGGCCCUGGAAAACAAACAUCCUAAUCUCAUCGAUGAUAAAGAAUACGUGGACCCCAAAUUCGAAAGAGGCUUUAACGAGAAAAGCACACGCAGGAAUCUGAAAAUCUCCCGCUCUGGACGUUUCAAGGAAAAACGCAGAGUCAGGGCUACUUUACCAGAGAGCCCCAAGUUUUUUGAAGGCAACGCGAAUGGGAAUACAAAUGAUGAAAACUAAUACAAAAUACAGUUUCUAAAGACGCCGUCCGUUCGGGUGUUUUUAAAGACUAGUCAAUGAACUCCAAAGGGAAAUCUUAAAGCCCUUAAUUUAAUAAGAUAAGAGCUGAAAUUAAAGUGUCAAUUUAUAAUACCUUGAAUAUUUCAUGAAUUGUUAAAUAUUUAUUUGCUGUAAUACAGAUACCUGCUGGUGUAAAUUGAUUUUUACAGUCCUGAACUCUUUCCUUAUCAGGUGCAGAGACAGUAAAAUUCACUGCGAGUGAGAAUUAUGAAGAAACGCUUGUUCUGAUUCAGAACUUCUUGAGUGAAAAUGAUUCAAGUUAUUAGUUUAUAAUGAUAACUCUACCUUUAGUAAAUAUUUUUGUCUGUGGCUGUUAUGAAGCUUUAAGACUAAAAACAGCCUCAACAUCCCACCAAAGCAAUUGUUUAUAUUUGAGUUUUAAAGGCGUUAAUUUUUAAAAUAAAAAUAUUUUCAUGAA